This is a messenger RNA of Apis laboriosa (Himalayan honeybee), 1386 nucleotides long. RefSeq lists its product as uncharacterized. The record is from RefSeq and is a predicted model, not a curated record. The transcript is spliced from 2 exons. NCBI's taxonomy places the organism in Eukaryota, Metazoa, Arthropoda, Insecta, Hymenoptera, Apidae. The coding region runs from base 527 to 1246 and encodes 239 amino acids.
AUAAAGAAAUAAUUGAUAUUUUUACUUAAGUAAAAAUUUAUAUCUAAAAUUUAUCUCUAAAAUAUUUUCAAAGAUUCAUUAUACAUAUAUUAAAUCAUAAUAUCGAUAGCAAUUAACAGCAAUUAAUUAUGGAAAUAUUAUGAUUCUAUUUUGAAUAUCUGAAAAUCAAAUUAAAAAUAAAUUUGUUAUUCAGAAAUUGUUUUAAGAACUUGAGUCAGAUUCUGACAUAAGCAAUAUAAAUUUUCAUAUAUAGAUCGAUUGUUGAAAAUAAAUUGGUGGGGAUUUAAAGAAACUAACUAAAUCGGGCGAGAAAAGCCGAAAAUUGCCGAUUCAUUACUCGAGUGGAUUCGGCUUCUGACCCGAAUAUUCGUUACUCUUCUUUGGAAAGUUGUGAACAUUGUGUCUAUUAGUGUUUUAUGUUUUCUUGCAAUCUUAUGUGAUUAAGUUCAUUCUAAGUGAUAUAUAAAAACAUAUUUUUGUAUUAUUCAUUCUAGUAUUAAAAAAUCAUUUGUAAAAGAAAAUAAUAAUGGCUAUAACAAAUGAUGCUGUGUAUCAAUCAAGAAUCAUUGCUCCAUCAUUCGUAUCGUCAAACAUGUAUUAUGGUUGUGUACAACAUUGUAAAAAAGAAACUCAACAUAACGUUAUGCUUGAACAUAUCGGAAUUUCAAAACCAUCAUUAAUCGAUUGUUGCUCUUACGAUACAUUUAUGGAAAUUGAUGAAGACGGAUGUGAUUAUUCUAUGACGUCUGAUUAUUUGAACAACGAUUCUAUAAUUUUAAAAGCAACAGUACAAAAUCAGUUAAAAACUAGUGACAAAUUACAAUCACAACAACAAACAACUUAUGAUGCGGAUAUGCUUCAACGCAGAAGUCGGAAGCGACACAACAGCGAUUUCAAUCCCACAAGUCAACUGAAAAAGUUACGAAGAGGCGGUGGUAAGGACCAUGUACAUGAAGAUACAACAAAGGACUAUGGCUCAACCAUUACAUCUUGUGAAUCAGAAGCGUUUGAAGUAAAUAUUAUUGAUAAUAAUGUGCAACAAUCUAUGAUUAAAAAUAAGAAUUGGGCAGUAGACAGUUAUAUUAAUUUAAAUAAUUCAAAUUGUGAAGAAUUGUUAUUCAAUGAUAGUCAUAAAUCACUUGAAAACAUUGUUGAAUAUGAAAAUAUGUUAUUUGAAACACAUGGAUGUUCGAUAUAUCAAUUUUAUCGUUUGCAAUUAGAUAAUAAUGAUUGCACAGAAUUUUAAAUAGAAUAUAGAUAAUUAUUUUUAAUGUUUAUAUUCUUUUUUAUUUGUAUCACAAAACAUACAUUCUUUAUGCACUUAUACAUGUCACUACAUUCUAGUAUAUGUAUAAUAAAAAAUAAAUAUUUAUAUAUAUGUGUAUA